CUCUCUCUUUCUCUCUCUACUGUCAGCCUCAGCAGUCUCCACACCACAGCUAGACACUGGUGCAGCGCAGAUCCAUUCCUACAUACAUGUACGUGUGUGUGUGUGUGUGUGUGAAUGGGAACGGUCACUAUUUAAGUGUGCGAGCUGAUUUGGAAGAGAAUGUGUGUGUAAGCCUUUCUGGAGCAUCUUUUGUAUGGAGGAGCAUGUGUAUAGAGUGAGAGACAGCGUGAGGAUGCGUGGUGGGCAGGCGUUGUGAUCGGUGGAGUUUUCAGUGUACUAUCAUCGUGCUGUCUGCCUCCCACUCCCUUCCAUUUGGUCAUCUUUUUGGGCAAAAUCAUCCGGCUGGGAUGUCCACCUCGCCUGGUGCAACAGACAGGAGCCAAAGGAACUCUUUGGAGCAAGAUGCAGAGCAUGCACAGAGAGUCCCUGGGGCAGACCAAGGAGGGGCCACAGCCCCCCAAGUCAAGCUAAAAGAGAGACAGAAGUUCUUUGAGGAGGCCUUUCAGCAAGACAUGGAGCAGUACCUAUCCACUGGCUACCUGCAGAUUGCUGAAAGGAGAGAGCCAAUAGGAAGCAUGUCAUCCAUGGAGGUGAACGUGGACAUGCUGGAGCAGAUGGAUCUGAUGGACAUGUCUGACCACGAAGCCCUGGAUGUGUUUCUGCACUCUGGGGGAGAGGACAACAGUACUGCCUCACCUGUCACAGGUCCAGAUGUUGAGUCCUUUACCACAGAGAUUAGCCUCCAGGUUCCCACCCAGGCUGAGCUACGCCACAAGCUUUCUUCCCUUUCAUCCACCUGCACCGACUCAGCCAGCCAGGACACAGAGGCCGGGGAAGAGGACGAGGACGAGGAGGAUGACGAGGAGACUGAGCAAGGAGAAGGUGGAGGUGUUGGAGCAAGGAGGAGAAGGGCCCCCGUGGUGGUGACACUGGACGAAGAGGAGGUGCACCCUGAUACAGCGUUGGUGGACGGGGUGGACCAACAGGACCAGACCAGCAAAGACAGUGAGGCAAGCAGGCCGAAGGUUUGAAGACACAUGGACUGAAUUUAAACACACACAAACACACACACACACCUGUAAAAUCAAACUGAGAUGAUUAAUAAUAUUAGCUUCCAUCUCAAAUUUUCAUACUGAAAAAAACGUGUGAAAGGAACAACACUGAGGUUGCACUAACUGCCACAUGACCUUGCCUUAAAACCCCCGAUUAGUGAUUACUGAUGAGUAUUCAAUCUUAAUAAGAGAGUAUAAUUAUAAGAGUUCUAUAAAAUUGGUUAGAGUUUCUUUUUAGCAUCAUAGCAUUGCAUGGCUUAACAUGCACAAUAAUAGUUUGACAUUAUUCAGAAGAAGCUGUAAUAUUCUGUUUUUGUGUUUGUGCAUGUUGAGACAAGCCUGUUGCUAAUAAGUGGGGAAGUACCAGUGUGCACUAAAAUCAUCCGUGUCCCUUUUGCAGAUCUUUGUAUUCAUAUUUUCAUGCUAACACCUAUUAACUAAACUGCAGCUGUUGAGCAUUAAUACA
Etheostoma cragini (Arkansas darter) is the source of this 1518-nucleotide messenger RNA. RefSeq names its product dystrobrevin binding protein 1b (gene dtnbp1b). Gene Ontology annotation, biological process: neuron projection development; regulation of synaptic vesicle exocytosis; negative regulation of protein kinase activity. NCBI's taxonomy places the organism in Eukaryota, Metazoa, Chordata, Actinopteri, Perciformes, Percidae. Bases 348 to 1031 code for a protein of 227 amino acids. Gene Ontology annotation, cellular component: plasma membrane; synaptic vesicle membrane; BLOC-1 complex. The record is from RefSeq and is a predicted model, not a curated record. The transcript has 4 exons.